AAACUCGACACUGGAAUCUACUGGCUUAUGCGUCACUUCACAAGGAUCUACUUGAUUUUGGAUUUAGUUGAAUUUCAGUUCAUAGUAGGCAGUGCUCCACAACAGUUGUAAGAGAAAUUUGCUGAAAUUGAGUCCAGACGUUCUCCGUCCUACUGAAGCGAGGGUGAAAUGAUCGACAUGAUCGAGAAGGAGGAUCCGGUCAUCACGGAAGAAGAGGCGGCCCAGUACGAUCGUCAGAUCCGUCUGUGGGGUUUGGAUGCACAGAAGAGACUGCGAGGGUCCCGGGUUCUCUUGGCUGGCUUAGGGGGUCUGGGGGCUGAAGUGGCCAAAAACUUAAUCCUGGCUGGAGUAAAAGGACUAACUUUGUUGGAUCACGAAAAGGCAACCGAGGAGCUGUGUCGAGCUCAGUUUCUGGUGCCGGUGAGCAUGUACGGCCAGAGCCGUGCCAAGGCAUCACUGGAGCGCGCUCAAAACCUCAACCCCAUGGUGGAGGUGCUGGCCGACACGGGGAGAAUUGAGGAGAAGCCUGACAGUUUCUUUCUGCAGUUUAGCGCGGUGUGUCUGACUGGAUGCUCCAGAGACGUGAUGGUGCGUGUGGACCAUCUGUGCUCGCAGCAUAACAUCAUGGUUUUCUGCGGCGACGUCCACGGUUACUAUGGUUACAUGUUCUGCAACCUGGGGCCGGAGCACAGCUACGUAGAGGAGAAACCCAAAGUAGUGAAGCCCUCAGCAGACUCCAACGAUGGGCCUGAGGCUAAGAAGGCCAAAGUGGACCCCAAUGAGACCACAAUGGUCAAAAAGACGGCGAGGUUCUGCAGGCUGAAGGAGGCGCUGCAGGUGGACUGGACCACAGAGAAGGCCAAAGCCUGUCUGAAGAAGACACCUGUGGACUAUUUCCUGCUACACGUCCUGCUGAAGUUCCGUACGGAUAAAGGUCGUGACCCCGAGCCACAGUCCUUUGCAGAGGACAGUCAACUCUUGAGGCAGAUCCGUGACGAUGUCCUGGAGGCCUUGGGCGUGAGCGCUGACAUCCUUAGCGACGACUUCAUCAGCUACUGCUUCUCCGUCAUGUCUCCUGUGUGCGCCGUGGUGGGAGGUGUCCUGGGUCAGGAGAUUGUGAAGGCUCUGUCCCAAAGAGACGCUCCGCAUCGGAACUUCUUCUUCUUCGACGGCCGCAAAGGAAACGGAAUGGUGGACUACUUUGGACCAAACUGAUGCUGCUCCCUCUCCAUCACUCUCAUUAUCACCAUCAUCAUCAUCCGUUUGUUUAUUUAUGGCAUCCAUCACUGACAACACGCUCCUGCUCCUGCUACCUUUUUUUACAUUGAGUAAUAAAAGUACUACAUAAAAA
Molecule: messenger RNA, 1351 nt
Organism: Doryrhamphus excisus (bluestripe pipefish)
Lineage: Eukaryota; Metazoa; Chordata; Actinopteri; Syngnathiformes; Syngnathidae
Source: RefSeq, a predicted model, not a curated record